This is a messenger RNA of Spodoptera littoralis (African cotton leafworm), 1605 nucleotides long. NCBI's taxonomy places the organism in Eukaryota, Metazoa, Arthropoda, Insecta, Lepidoptera, Noctuidae. The record is from the annotation of a GenBank genome assembly.
GGACGCCUCAAUGUGUCACUUGUCAGUGUCAAUUCAAUGAUUGUUUGUUGUUAGCUUUUGUCAGUUUGACACUUGACAAUUUUUAGCAAAAAUAGUUGUAUUGUAUGUACUUUUGUACUGCUGAAGGGACUGUACUUUUUGUUAAGCAUAAAAGUGCUAUGAUUUUCUUUUGCAGCAAGAUUCUAUCAACGAAGACUACUGUGUAGACGUUUUCUAUUCACGAGACAGUUGUGUAACCGAGCUGUUUAACAAAUGGUGAUGGCCACGGGUAGCGUAUAUCAACAAGUUGGUGGCCCGGCUCACGAGGAGCCGCGCUGCGGGGUGUGGGUGGAGCACUCGUACGCGCGCGCGCGCGGCGCCGCGGCCGGCCCCACGCACUCCGUGCGCGUCCUGCUGGCGCCGCGCCCCGCCGCCGACGCGGCGCCGCUCGACGUCGAGCGACUCGAGCCCGCGCCGCCGGACCUGCCCGACGACGACGAGGCGCUACGACUGCUAGCGGAUGACGACGCCGACAGUGAACCGGACGACGAUUGGGAGGCGCGCGUCAUGGCCGCGGCGCCCACUACUGCUCACGCGCGCCUCGCUGACGCAGUGCUGGACAUCUUGCGCCGCGCCCGGCUCGAGCUACUGGCGGGCGGCCGCGCGGGCGAGGCCCUGCGCACUGCCGCGCGCCGCCUGCGACUGGCACUGGCCGCGCCCCCCAUGGCCGCCGCGCCCCCGCGCCCGCCGCCUGGCUGCAGGCGCAGCUGCCCCGCGGGCCGCGGAGACUCGCGCCACGGGCAGCCAAGGGCCGGCGGCGACCGACGGCGUGCUGAGCGCGGCGGGCGCCAGCGUGGGCGAGGGCGGAGCGAGCGCGCCGUGGCUGCUGUGGGUGAGCUGCGGCCACGCGCGCCAAGACCAGCGCUGGCUGCGCCGACUGGGGGCGCUGCUGCACACGCGCCUGGUGGCGGGGGGCGCGGGGGCCGGCGGGGGCGCGGGGGGCGCGGCGCUGACGCCCGAGGCGUGGUGCGGCGCGGCGGGGGCGGGCUGCGCGCGGCGCUGUCGGCGGCGCUGGGCGCGGCGGGCGAGCGGCCCGUGGUGCUGGGCGGGGCGGGCGCGGGCGCGACGCUGGCGGCGGGCCUGGCGGGCGGCACGCGGGCGCGGGCGCUGGUGCUGCUGGCGCCGGCGCUGGUGACGGCGGAGGGCGCGCGCGAGGCGGCGGAGGAGGCGCGGGUGCCGACGCUGGUGGUGUCGGGGGCGGGCGGGGCGCAGUGCUGGCGCGGGGCGGCGCGCGAGAUGUCGCGGCGCGUGCUGGAGCUGCGCGGGGCGGACGACUGGCUGCGCCUGCCGGCGCGGGCGCGGCGCCGCCGUCGGCUCCCGCAGGACGCAGUGGACGCGGCCGUGGCGGACGAGUGCGCGCGCUGGAUCCUGGACGUGGCGCUGGGCGCCGGCGGGGGCGCGCCGGGGGGCGCGGGCGUGGGGGCGCGCCGCCGCGAGGGGCGCGGCCUGCUGCGGGCGCUGGGCCCGGCGGCGGCGCCCGACGACGAUGAGGACUUCGCCCACCUGCCCACUAUACAAAUUAAAUUUCGAUUGCAUUCAUGUGCACAUCACCUGAUGUGCACAUGA